Molecule: messenger RNA, 5406 nt
Organism: Balaenoptera acutorostrata (minke whale)
Lineage: Eukaryota; Metazoa; Chordata; Mammalia; Artiodactyla; Balaenopteridae
Gene: HECA
Product: hdc homolog, cell cycle regulator
Exons: 5
Coding region: 287-1990 (567 amino acids)
Source: RefSeq, a predicted model, not a curated record
CCGAAUCAAAACAAGCCCGAGACCCGCCUUUUCCCUCCGGCUCGGGAGCGUCAAGCUUGCGCCCCGAGCCCGCGGCGCCCGCGCGGCUGCGAGCCUCGGGUGGCCGCGCGCCGGCUCCAGGAAGCCGGGGAGGGCGCGGCGGCCGGGAUGGCGCGGCGCGGGCCGCGCGGCUAGACGGGCGCCAGAGGAGCCGCCGGCCCGCGCCCUCCAUUCUCGGCCUCCCGGACCGGGCGCCGCGCCGCUGGGAGCCGCCUUCGCCGACGCGGGGCACCUGGACACUCGCGAGAUGCCCAACCCCAAAAACAGUAAAGGCGGCCGCAAAAACAAGCGCGCCAACAGCAGCGGGGACGAGCAGGAAAAUGGAGCCGGCGCCCUGGCAGCGGCGGGCGCGGCGGGCGCGGCGGCCGGGGGGGCCCUGGCGGCGGCGGCCGGCUGCGGAGCGGCGGCGGCGGGCGUGCCGGGCACCGGGGGCGCGGCGGGCGCGGGAGGCGCGGGGCCCGGCGCCGCGGCCGCCGCGGCCGCCGCGGGGGCUGCAGCCGCUGGCGACGCCAAGAACGAAGCCCCUUGUGCCACACCGCUGAUCUGCAGCUUCGGGAGGCCGGUCGACCUGGAGAAGGACGACUACCAGAAGGUGGUGUGCAACAACGAGCACUGCCCUCACAGCACCUGGAUGCACCUGCAGUGCUUCUACGCUUGGGAGAGCAGCAUCCUGGUCCAGUUCAACUGCAUCGGCCGGGCCCGCAGCUGGAACGAGAAGCAGUGCCGCCAGAACAUGUGGACCAAGAAGGGCUACGACCUGGCCUUCCGCUUCUGCUCCUGCCGCUGCGGCCAGGGCCACUUGAAGAAGGACACGGACUGGUACCAGGUGAAAAGGAUGCAGGAUGAGAAAAAGAAGAAGUCGGGGUCGGAGAGGAACACCGGGAGGCCCCCCGGUGAGGCGGUGGAGGAGGCCAAGAAGUGCCGGCCGCCCACCAAGCCCCAGAAAGGCCUGAGCCACGACCUGCCCCGCCGGCACUCCAUGGACCGGCAGAACUCCCAGGAGAAGGGCGGGGGCGCCGCAGCCUACGGGGCGCGCUCCCCCUGCGGCUCCCCGGGCCAGUCCCCGCCCACCGGCUACUCCAUCCUCUCCCCCGCCCACUUCAGCGGCCCCCGCUCCUCCAGGUACCUCGGGGAGUUCCUGAAGAACGCCAUCCACCUGGAACCUCACAAAAAGGCCCUGGCGGGGGGCCACGUGUUCCGAAACGCCCACUUUGACUACAGUCCGGCCGGGUUGUCAGUUCACAGGGGGGGCCACUUCGACGCGCCCGUGCAGUUCCUGCGGCGCCUGGACCUGUCCGAGCUCCUCACGCACAUUCCCCGGCACAAGCUGAACACUUUCCACGUGCGGGUGGAGGACGACGCCCAGAUGGGCCAGGGCGAGGAUCUGCGGAAGUUCAUCCUCGCGGCCCUCAGCGCCAGCCACAGGAACGUGGUGAACUGCGCCCUGUGCCACCGGGCGCUCCCGGUGUUCGAGCAGUUCCCGCUGGUGGACGGAACUCUGUUCUUAAGCCCCUCGAGGCACGAUGAGAUCGAAUACGAUGUUCCCUGUCACCUUCAAGCCCUGCCCAGUGAGGUGGUGGAGGUGGUGUCCUUUCCUCUGAUGUCACACUAUACCGAGUACAGUGGUCCUGGGAGGCUCAUGCAUCUGUACGCAGUGUGCGUGGACUGCCUGGAAGGGGUUCACAAGAUCAUCUGCAUCAAGUGUAAGUCACGGUGGGAUGGCAGCUGGCACCAGCUGGGCACCAUGUACACCUAUGACAUCCUGGCCGCCUCUCCGUGUUGUCAGGCCCGCCUGAACUGUAAGCAUUGCGGGAAGCCAGUGAUCGACGUGCGGAUUGGGAUGCAGUACUUCUCCGAGUACAGCAACGUCCAGCAGUGUCCACACUGUGGCAACCUGGACUACCAUUUCGUGAAGCCAUUUUCCUCCUUCAAAGUCCUCGAAGCUUAUUGAUGAAAGCUUUGCUUUAGUAAUAGCUAUUUUAUUGACAUUAUUACUUUAUUACAUAUCUUUUCUAGGGAAGCCUUCUGUGACAUUCAUUUCUUUUCUAAUUGAAAGGAGAGUUCCUUUGUGUAUGUGUGCCACUAAAAGGGGGGCUGCCCCUUGCCUUCUCUUGACUCCCGAGUGUUAGCCUGUGGUCACGACCAGAGCCCAGCCGGUACUCCUGUGAGCUUGGGGGAGCGGUUAACUAUCACUAAGAGUCUCUCGGGCAGCUUUUAGGGUGGUGGGGAGGAUGGGGUGAAUUUAGGAAAGGGAUUAUGUGGUCAUAAACUGAGAGCAUGGUAGGAGUUGGGAAGAAACUCUUACUCAAAUGUUAACUGUCUAAAGGCCCACUUUUAGAUCUCCUCCGGGCCUUGGGAAAAACAUGUGACAAGUGAAUGUAAUCUGUGCCUGGAGAGCUGCUGGUGUGUUUGUCCACCUUGGUUUGGCGUUCCGCAGUGCAUGCUGGCCUGCAGUUUCCCCUCACUGACAGAUCAUUGGAAGGUGGACAUGAGCCCUCAUUCUAUCCCUGUUGUAGUUUAGCAGCCAGUUUUCAUACUGAAAAUAAUAUCCAAAUUAUAAGGCAUAUGAAAGGAUAUAUUUUUAGGUAAGCUGACCUGUAACAAAGAGAAUAUGCUAAAUGAAUUUGGAAAUGAUGCAGACUGACUCAAGAGGGCAAAAAGGCAGAACGCUGUCAUUUGAACUGUGUCUUUGAAGUUGGUCAAACAAGCUCUUAAGGAGAACCCAAGAAUGACAUGAUUUGAACGGUACUGAUUUAUAUAGGUUGCACUGUCAAAGUGCCAUUUGAUGUCGGAUCCUUCACACAGGUAAAUCUCACAGCCACAGACCCUACCUGGUGAGUUUCAGAACCAGUUGCCACCCUUGUCUUCCCCCCAAAUUGCUUAUGGCUGCAUUUUACCCCUUUAAUGCUGCGUUUCCCAAAUCAAAGAUUUUGCCCUAAGAAGGAAAGGAAAAAAUUAUUUGCGAGCCUUUGAGGAAAAGAAUAAUUUUAGUAUUUCUUUUUAAAGUGUUUCAUUUUGGAAAAUCACUGAUUAUAAUACAUAACAAUAUGUUUGAAAAUAGAUUAUUCUGAAGAUCUCCAUGAUACCUUACCAUUGGUGAAGAAGAUGAUAAUUUACAGAACUUGAUUGGUCAGAGCAAUGAGCUUUCCAAAAUCCCAGCCUUCUGUUUAUUAGAGCUUUCUGAUUUAAGUAGACUGACACCCCAUACCUUUAGAGAACUGGAAUUGGAAUGUGAUUUCUCAAAAAUGAAUUUGAUAAUUUCAACUAUAAUACACAUAUAUGCUAAAAGAAUGUUGAAAAUAUGAUCCUUUUAUGGGUAGCUAAAUUUGGGGUUAUGUGAACAUUUUCUAUUAUUUAGUUUAUACCGUUUUUUUUUUCCUCAGAAAAACAGUUGUUUUUCCUCUCAGAAGUGUUUAGGCAUCAUUGCAAGUGAGUUUCAGUUCUGCUACAUGGAAUAUUUGAUGUUUUGUUUGAAAGAACACAGCUGACUGUGAGGGAUUGACUAAUAUUCUUUAUCUUUCGGUUUGCAUGAUUGUAAUUCGGCUGACCACAUCCAGUUUGAUGUUUGAUGAUCUGAAGAAUAUCACAGUGAGGGGAAAUGCUGAAUGCCUGUAAGAAGCAGCAAAUUGUCAUUGGUCUCACAGUAUUGGAUGCGAGGAAAGGAGGUCUAUAGGACACAUCCCUUGCAAAUUUGUCUUUAAUACACAAAGCUGUAACUGAACUAGCUGUUUCGCUCUUGAUUCUCUCAUGUACCCAGUUAUAAAAAUUGGUGAGUUUCUCUUGUCUUCAGAGUACCAUUGGAUUUUAUUUCUGCAUUUAAAAUGAAUAGUAAAAUAUUUGUAAUGCUGUUCUUUAACCCACCAAAAUUUCUGAAGAGAAACCUGCUUGUAUUGUUGUUCUGAAGCUUCAAGUUUACAUAGAGAUCACAUUCAGCAAGCUCCUCAGCCUAAAACUUCUGCAAGUGUAGUGUCUGAUGCAUUCACUAUUUUCUCCUUAUAUUGUUGUCUACUCCGAGAAAUAAGUAUGAGGAAGUUUCACUGUCAGUGAGUAAAAUUUGCUUUUGGCAUUUAUUUUGAUGAUUAAGUUAGGAUUCUAUGGAUGCUGAAUUGAUAUAAAAGGAGAGACAUAGGUAUCAUAUCCGAGAGUAUCUUUUGCCUUUAAGGCAUUGCAUUCUUGUCUAAAAUGGAAAAUUUGGCUGAUUUGAGAAUAAAAUGUAAUUGAGUAUGCAACCAUGUGAAGAAUAAAUUUUAUUUUGGAAUCUGCUGACCUUAAUAUUUUCUCCACACUUUCUCAAAGUACUUUGCUCUGAGUACCUUGAUAGGAAUUGGAAUAUAUCAGAAAAGAUGAUUAUUUUUGUUGUGGUUUGGAUAUUAAAGGAUAUUAGUCACCCAAGAGAUCCACUUUCUGUUUUUCUGAUAAAUAGUGUUCAGUAACAUGAACCUACUCAUAAGUGAUUUUUAUCUACUUUAACUUGUUUUAUUUUUAAGAGUUAUACCUUGAACAAAUAAAAUUACCUGCUUUAGUUUAAUGGGAAGACUGUUUCUGAUCAUCUCAUCUUCUUCUCUUCAGGCCAGCUCAGUUCUUCAACUCUCUUCUGGUUGCGCUUGAAGCAGUUGAUAUACUGGGUUUACACCUUAAAAGAUAGACAUCUGCUGUGAAGUUAGGGAGUGGGGUGAAUUAUCCCAUUGUAAUUAAGAAAGAGCUUUCCCCAAACAGUCUUUAAUUCCCAGUUUUUGUAAAAGAAGCUCAUUCAUUUUCUGAGUAAAAAGUAUUUUCGAAUCUGUCUGGGGGGAAAUUAACUCAUCAGGAAAAUAUUAUUAGGUGUUUAAAUCCUAAAACUAACAGAUAAACUGAUACGUAACUUAUUAGAUCACCCAAACUAACUCGCUGAAAUCUUUUGUUUUGUCCUGUAAGAUCAAUGCUUAACAUGCAGUCUCUCCUCCCGUGCCCAGGUCAGUAACUCCAGGUUGCUCUUCUCUUUAGUCUCAUGGUAGCAGCUGUUGGGUAAUUUUAGUCAGAGGUUGGGGAGGAGGUGAGGAGAAAGUGCUCUUGUUCAGUGUUUUGUUUCCUAUAAAAGGAUGCUGCCUAACCCAGCUCAUCUCUGUGUCCUGUUGACUUUAUUAUUAUUCCAGGUAAUUGCAAGAAAAUAUAAUGAAUGGGCAUCAUUAACACCAGCUCAAAAACAUAUUCUUAUCAGUGAAGAUUUCUUGUCAAAUGUCUUGGAUUGCACUUUUGUUGAGGGAAGACAGUGUAAAUAGUUAAAGAAUGUUGAUAAAAUUGAAACAUUUGGUUAUGGAAUUGUGUGGUGUUAGAAGGUUUCUGUUUGUGAAAUGUAUGUAUUAAAAAUAAUAAAAUUUCAGAAACUAA